AUGGCUUCCUCCGGUCACAUCCUCACCCUCAGCUGCCCCGACAAGCCCGGCAUUGUCCACGCCGUCACCGGCAUCUUCGCCGCAAAGGGCCACAACGUGCUCGACCUGCAGCAGUUCUCCGACCCCGUCACCAACAAGUUCUUCAUGCGCGUGCACUUUGGCCCUGCCCCGGACGUUGCCGAUGCCUCGUCGACUGAGCACCUCGAGCCCGACUUCCAGGCCCUCGCCACCGAGUACAGCAUGAAGUACAACUUCCGGCCCUUGAAGCGCCGCACCCGCGUGCUCAUCAUGGUGUCCAAGAUUGGCCACUGCCUCAACGACCUGCUGUUCCGCAUGAAGACUGGCCAGCUGCUCAUUGAGGUGCCCAUCAUUGUCUCCAACCACCCCGACUUUGAGGCCCUGGCCAAGAGCUACGGCAUUGAGUUCCACCACAUACCGGUGACCAAGGACACCAAGCUGGAGCAGGAGGCCAAGGUGCUGGAGCUGAUCAAGCAGCACAACAUUGAGCUGGUUGUCCUGGCCCGAUACAUGCAGGUGCUGUCGCCCAAGCUGUGCGAGGAAAUGUCCGGAAAGAUUAUCAACAUCCACCACAGCUUCUUGCCCAGCUUCAUCGGCGCAAAGCCCUACCACCAGGCUUUCGACCGCGGAGUCAAGAUUAUCGGUGCCACGGCGCACAUUGUCACGGCCGAUCUCGACGAAGGCCCCAUUAUCGAGCAGCAAGUCACCCGAGUCGACCACAGCAUGGACCCCAAGAAGCUGACAGAGGAGGGAUCCACGGUCGAGACGCAGGUGCUGGCGGCGGCGGUUCGCUGGUAUGCCGAAGGAAGAGUGUUUUUGAACGGACACAAGACUGUUGUGUUCUAA
This is a messenger RNA of Trichoderma breve, 864 nucleotides long. RefSeq names its product formyl transferase domain-containing protein. The transcript has 2 exons. Bases 1 to 864 code for a protein of 287 amino acids. The record is from RefSeq and is a predicted model, not a curated record. Lineage: Eukaryota; Fungi; Ascomycota; Sordariomycetes; Hypocreales; Hypocreaceae. Gene Ontology annotation, molecular function: formyltetrahydrofolate deformylase activity. Gene Ontology annotation, biological process: 'de novo' IMP biosynthetic process.